This is a messenger RNA of Aspergillus heteromorphus CBS 117.55, 1490 nucleotides long. RefSeq names its product putative zinc metallopeptidase. Bases 155 to 1444 code for a protein of 429 amino acids. The record is from RefSeq and is a predicted model, not a curated record. The transcript has 2 exons. Lineage: Eukaryota; Fungi; Ascomycota; Eurotiomycetes; Eurotiales; Aspergillaceae. Gene Ontology annotation, molecular function: hydrolase activity.
AGCUUAUCUUGCAAUUGCCAGCUUCGGUCUUCUGGGUCAUCCCCGCCCCUCGCGAUCGGCGAGAAGUUCGAGUUGGAGCUCCGGUCGCCCUUAAAAUGCCCAGAAGCCCCUCCGUCCCGACCUCCACGCAACUAACUCUGCACAAGGACUCAGCAUGCAGCUCAAAUUAACAGUCACACCCUCGGAUAAGGGUCUGGGGGACAUCCUUGCAGAGUGCCGUCCGAAUUUGCUGCCGUUUGAGGGUAUUUAUCGCCAGAUCCACCAGAAUCCCGAAUUGUCGUUGUGCGAGAAAGAAACGUCCGCCAUCGCCGCAGACCAUCUAAAGACGCUCGACUUUGAAGUCCACACCCACAUUGGAGGUUACGGGGUCGCUGGUGUCCUCAAAAAUGGAGACGGACCUACGGUGCUGCUCCGAGCCGACAUGGACGCACUACCAGUGCAAGAGAAGACAGGACUGCCCUACGCCAGCACAAAGACGGCCAAGAACAACGAGGGAAUUGAGGUGCCGGUGAUGCACGCCUGCGGUCAUGAUACCCAUGUUGUGAGCUUGAUGGCCAGCGCUUCCCUCCUCCAUUCUGCUCGAAAGUACUGGUCUGGAACCCUCAUCUGCAUCUUUCAGCCAGCGGAGGAACUCGUAUCAGGAGCACAGGCCAUGCUAGAUGAUGGUCUGUACAACAAAAUCCCAAAGCCGGACGUGGUGUUGGCGCAGCAUCUCAUGUCCAUGAGAGCGGGCACGGUCAACAUCCGCUCUGGCCGCCUCCUGACGGCUGCGGAUGUGCUCAACGUCCGUAUUUUCGGAAAGGGUGGUCAUGGUUCGACGCCGCAUCUUUGCAUCGAUCCCAUUGUUACAGGAGCUGCCAUAGUCAUGAAAUUGCAGACCGUCGUCAGCCGUGAGGUGGUACCGGGCGAACUGGCCGUGGUCACUUGUGGCUCUAUCCAGUCCGGUCAGACGGCCAAUAUCAUCCCGGACACUCUGGACAUCAAGCUCGGUAUUCGAACGUUUGACAUGUCAGUCCGUGAACGGGUGAUCGCUGCGAUCAAGCGGAUCAUUCAUGCUGAAUGCGAGGCAGCGGGCUGUGAAAGGGAGCCACAGAUUGACCACGUUACCUCCACUCCGGCUACCAUCAACGACGAUGCUACCGUGCGGGCCCUGCUGAAGACUUUUGGGUCAUACUUUAAGGAGCGACUCGUGGACUCGGAGCCCGCAGCUGCCAGUGAGGAUUUCUCCUUACUAGCUCGAGCCGUGGGUGCCCCGUACGUGAUGUGGACCUAUGGCGGGGUUGACCCCCAGACCUGGGACGAUGCCGUCAAGAAGGGGACUGUAAAAGGCCUCCCUGGCAAUCACUCGCCGUUUUUUGCGCCGGUGAUCGAGCCCACUCUCCAGACCGCCGUGGAUGCCAUGGCUGCGGGCGCUCUGACAUUCUUGAAACGAACUGACUCAUAAGGGGUUGACUUGCACUGUAAUUAGUUAAAAAAAAGUCCAUAGCUUU